Molecule: messenger RNA, 1170 nt
Organism: Capronia epimyces CBS 606.96
Lineage: Eukaryota; Fungi; Ascomycota; Eurotiomycetes; Chaetothyriales; Herpotrichiellaceae
Product: V-type H+-transporting ATPase subunit C
Exons: 4
Coding region: 1-1170 (389 amino acids)
Biological process (GO): proton transmembrane transport
Cellular component (GO): vacuolar proton-transporting V-type ATPase, V1 domain
Molecular function (GO): proton-transporting ATPase activity, rotational mechanism
Source: RefSeq, a predicted model, not a curated record
AUGACGACCAAAUACCUCGCCGUGUCUGUUCCUUCUUCAAUCACUCCCUCCGGCCACAAGGAUGAUGCGUUUUCUUCUAUACAGAAAACCGUGAACCCUUCCAAUGGCGAAGUUUUGCCUUUCCCCGUACCGGAGUUCAAGAUUGGAACGCUCGAUGCAUUACUACAGCAAUCGGAAGAGCUGGCCAAACUUGAGGGCACCUGCAACUCCGUGGUGAGCAAGGUUGGGGAUACACUGAGGAACAUUCUUGAUGGGGAUGAAGAAAAGAUUGCCAUGCAUAAGAAUGUGAAUGACAAACCUCUCGAACAGUAUCUACGAAGUUUCUCAUGGAACAAAGUCAAAUACCGCGCCGAUAAGCCGUUGUCGGAGUUGAUUGACCUUUUAACAAAAGAAGUCAACUCGAUCGACAACGACGUCCGAUCCAAAUACAACCAAUACAACUCGAUCCGCACAAAUCUCCAGACGCUUGUGCGGAAACAGACAGGGAACCUUUCCACCAAGUCGCUCUUGAGCAUCGUCCCUCCAGAUGUCCUGGUCAAGGGUUCAGAGCAUCUGGACACGCACCUCGUGGCAGUUCCCCUUUCCAGUGUAAAAGACUUUUUGCGCUCUUACGAAACACUCGCACCCAUGGUCGUGCCUCGCUCGGCCCACUUCGUGGCCUCCGACGCCGAAUAUAGCUUAUACGCAGUGACACUGUUCAGCAAACAUGCACAGGAAUUUGUGCAUAAGGCGCGGGAGAAGAAGUGGGUACCGCGGGACUAUAAGUACAAAGAAGGUGGAAAGGAAGACGAAGUAAAAGAGCUGAAGCGGGUCGAGGCUGAGGAGAAGAGGGUUUGGGGUGAGACAUUACGGCUGGGCCGGACAGGCUGGAGUGAGGGUGUUAUGUGUCUGGUGCAUGUUAUCGUUCUCAGAGUCUUUGUCGAGACGGUCCUGAGGUAUGGCUUGCCCUUGGAUUUUGUAUCAGUCUUGAUCAAGACCGAUUCAAAGCGCGAAAAGAAAGUCCAGCAAGCCCUCGAUGCAGAGUAUGCCUACCUAGCAGGCAACGCGUUUGGACGGGAUAGCAAAGGACGCCUGAAAAAGGACGAAGGCAUGGGUUCCGCUGAUCUGGUGACUGGCGGCGACCAGGGCGAAUACUCGGCUUAUGUCUCUUAUCAGAUCGCCGUGGAUUGA